AGUUCCGGUCAAAAUGGCCGAACCAGAAGAUACGGCUAAUCUUAAAGCUCAACUUGAAGUAAUUUCGAAAGAAACUUCUUUCCUUAAGAAGUAUUUCGCUCUCAGGAAGAGAUGUGAACAAUUGCAGCAGGUAUUAUGUAAUUGCUAUCAGACCUACUUAUAUUUGUUGUUUUGUUGCGUCCUUUUUUUAAUGUUUUCCCAUGUUUUGCUUGCCUAAAAAAUAAAUUAUUAAAUAAUAAUUAAUAAUAAUACUAUUAAUACUGUACCACUGUACCGUAUGAUGUUUGAAUAAGUUUGUGUUUGGCCUUGAAAUAAGCGAAGCAAAGUAUGGGAAAACUGAAUAAGGAUGCAACAAAACAACUAACUUGUUGUCAAGCCUUCUUCAGUGAACAAACAGUAAAACAAAAAUUAAAAAACCAAAGAAAAUAAAAAUAAAAUAAACACAGCAACUUUGCUCCAAAAUGAAACCAGAAUCAACUUUUUAGCUAAAGUCUUAAGUACUUUUUGAGCUACGAAUUUUAAGUGUGAGUUCGUUAAGUUGGUAAGUUUUUUUUACUAUGGACCAUGAGCAUGGACAAAACCUCCACAUCUUGUGACCUCAUUCUGCUGAUCACGUCAUGACUAUAUAGUUUAUAUACUAUAAGGCAAUGCAUCCCCUUAUUACUAAAAUACUGUUUAUUUUAAACUUUCAACUUUGGCACAUGAUUAAUUAAUUAAUUAAAGCUUUCCCUGACCAGUCCAAUGGUUUAAUAGUUUAUGUAAAUUGUUAUGAACUUAUGAAUGAAACUACGAUAUAGCCAUUAUCUUAUGUAAGUGGGUGUGAAUGGUUGCCCAUGACAAUGUUUAGUACAUGUAAAGUUCUGGUCAUUUAUAAUAUGGACUCUACCAGGUUUUUAAAGCUCAAAUUAAAACGUUGCCGCUUAAAUGUCUUCAAAAUGUAUUCUGAAACACAAGUUAUCAAAUAUUUUGAUGUAAAUAGUGGUAAUAAUUAAAUAUUUCAUAAGUAUCGGCAUCUUCCGCCAUUAAAAGGGGGGCAUUGCCCACGCAUGUGUAAAUUAGGCUGAGCGACCUUAUGGUAAUGCAGGUUACAGGGAAAAGCGUAACGACCGUCAGAAACGACCUACAUUAAUGAGAUUUGGCACACGUAUACAUCAAUAUACAAUGGUUUUUACGAAUUAAUAUGAAAGACAUUUUCUUUGAAAUUCACAAAAAAUUGUGUAUGCGAAGAUGCCUUAUAUAUACAAAAAGUUUUUAAACAUAAAGGUCGAUUGAAAAAGCAAAAUAGCUGGAUGGAAAUUAGGCCAAUAUGUCUUCCAAAGUGAAAAGACGGAAGCCGAACUCAAUUAGGUGUCAAAAGUACUAAUUUAUUAAUGAAUGGACGCUCACAUUAAAAAAUUAAAAAGUCGGAUUUUAAUGCACAGAUGCCCAUUUCCGAUACAAAUUUUGAAGUUGUCUCCCUUGCUUUACCGAAGUACCUACUCAAAUGCCAAUAACCAAUGUUACAUCAAUAGGCACUUCAGUAUAGUCCGGGAAAUGCUUAAAACCGGGUAUCAUGAUUUGGUUAUCAAAAUGGCUAACCUCCACUGGGUCUGUUUGUUUACAAUUCUUGUGCAAAAUAUAUAUAUAUCAUAGCAUGUACAUUCUAUUUCCGCCCACAUAUUCAUCCCUGUGGUGCUAUAGCUCAUUUAGGGCUUUGGCCUGCCUCACCACUUCCUUCCUCUCAGACCUAACCAAUGCCUUUCUUUUCCAUGCUUGGACUUUCAGCUGCUGUAGAUCUUUUUCUACAUCAUCUAUCCACCUAAGCCUAGGUCUGCCUUUGAGCCUUUUUCCUCUGGGUUAUUGGUGAUGCACCCUGUUCGUUCCUCUGUCAUUUGGCAUUCUCUCUCUACUCUCUAGGUGUCCUGCCCAGCGUAGCCUGCCUCUUUUUAUUUCUGCCACUAUCGUGGGAUCCUGAUAUAGACUGUAUAACUCCUGGUUGGUUCGUAUUCUCAAUCCAUAUUCAUCCUUUGUUGGCCCAUAUAUUUUCCUGAGAACUGUCCUCUCCCAUGUGUUUAAUAGGUUUUCUGCUGUUUUUGUUAGGGUCCAAGCUUCACUUGCAUAUGUUACAAACUGAUCACAGUUUUAUAAAUAGUUUUCUUUGUUUCUCUUGUAAUGUUUUUACUUUGAGUAUUUUCUGACUACUGAAGUAUGCCCUGUUUCCGGCUGAUAUUCUUUCUUUUAUCUUCUUCUCUUCUUUAUUUUAAGGGCCCACGAUCAAUGAAUUGAUCAUUCUGGCUCCUAUGUUUCAGAGGGGUUUGCGAUGUUACUGUCCAUGGGUUUCAAUGGGAUACUUCACUGUUUGCAAGGGCGACUCAGCAGUGGUGUUAUGAACUGGGGGUUGGAAUACAGGAGGCAAUAGACACAAAUGUCUCGAGUGUAGCCGCCUCAACUGUUGCUUUUGGAAGCUUGUUCCAGUCCCCUAUUGUCUUCGGCAGGAAUGAGGAGCUUCUGUACUUUGUUCUUGUUUUUACCAGCCGGAACUGUUUGUCGUGACUUCGUCGCAGUCUAGGGGGAAGAUGAACGAGUUUCUGUUUGAUUCCGGAGCAGUGCACCAGCCCAUUUGUUAUCUUGUACAACAUGGUGAGCCUGGAUAGUCGUCGUCGUUCUUCCAAUGUCGACCAGCCCAGUGUUUCCAGCAUGCUGCCAACACUCGAGGUGCUUCUGUAGCGGUUCAUGACAAAGCGUGCUGCCCGUCGCUGGACCGCCUCCAACCUGUCUAUGCUUUUCUGGGUAAAUGGGUCCCAGACUGUAGAAGCAUACUCUAAAAUAGGUCGGACAAAGGCUUUAUAGGCUUUUUCUUUCACGCUUGAGUUGCCGAUCUUCAGAUUGCGCCUUAGGAACCCCAGGGUCUUGUUUGCCCGGUUGCACACACUGUUAAUGUGCUCGUCCCAGCGGACCUCUCUUUGGAUGGUAACACCCAAGUACUUAACGGAGGAAACUGGCUCAAGAAUAUGGCCAUGCAGUUCGUAAGAGUGGUUUAGAAGGAACCUGCUUCUGGAAACUGACAGGGUCUGGCACUUGACGGGAUGAAAUUCCAUGUCCCAGCUCAUCUCCCACUCAGCUAACCGAUUGAGGUCUUGUUGAAGCUGGCUCUGGUUAUUUCUGUUAGUAAUUCGUUUCUUUCAUUUAACAAGGAUCCUAGGUAUUUGAAUUGAUUUACUUUUUCAAAAGUUUGGUUUCUAAUUUUAAUUGUUUCAUCUGUUUGUUCCUCUCUUAUCAUGGUCAUGUAUUUUGUUUUUUGGUUGUUAACUUCCAGCCCUGCUUGUAGAGAUGCGUCUUCUAAUUCAAUAAAGGAUUUUGAUUUAAUACUUUUCCCUAGAAGUGCUAUGUCAUCAGCAUAUGCAAGAUACUGAAGUGGUUGGUUGUAGAGCGUGCCCGUUGGUUGUAGAGCGUGCCCGUUGGUUGUAGAGUGUGCUCGUUGGUUGUGGGUCUUGAGUUUCCCUCAGAAAGUAUCCUGUUAUAGUUCCUCAAGUGUCAAUGUGUAUGUUUCUGAUAACUCUCUCUAAUGUUAGGUUAAAGAGCAUACAAGACAGUGAGUCUCCCUGUCUUAGGCCUUGUCUAAUAUGAAAUUCCAUUGAAUAUUCUCCUUGAAUCUUGAUUUUGCUUUUUGAGUUGUUUAGUGUUAUAUGUAUUAGCCUUGUCAGUUUGUUGGGUAUCCCAAACUCCUGCAGAGUCUCAUAUAAAUAGUUUCUUUUGAUGCUGUCAUAGGCCAUUUUAUAGUCUACAUAGAGUUGAUGUACUGGUUAAUUAAAUUCAUAGCAUUUCUCUAAUAGGCAUCUGAUGGUGAAAAUCUGAUUAGUCGUUGAUCUGUUAGGCCUGAAUCCACAUUGGUAAUCACCUAGUAUUUCUUCAGUGUAAGGUUAUGGUCUUUUGGCAAUAAGCUUCGUCAGUAUUUUGUAUGUAUCAUUUAAUAGGGAGAUUCCUCUGUAGUUUGUGCACUGAAGUUUGGAGCCUUUCUUGUUUAUUGGGGUUAUUAAUGCUGUUUCCCAUUCUGUUGGGAUUUUCUCUUCUUGCCAAAUUUUAGUUAUAAGUUUAUGUAUCUGAUUGUGUAGUUCUUUUCCUCCAUAUUUUAUCAGUUCUGCUGUGAUAAGGUCUUGUCCAGGGGCUUUGUGCUUUUUCAUGUAAUUAAUUACCUCUUUGGUUUCUUCUAGGGUUGGGCAUUGUAUAAAAGGGUCUGGUCCUCCCUGUUGGAGUUGAUAAUCUUCUUCUUGUCUAUUGUCUGCAUUCAGUAUGUCCUCAAAAUAUUCAGCCCACCUCUCCAAUACUUUACUAUUUUUCGUGAUUAAUUCUCCAUUGUGGCUCUCACAUAUUUGCGGUCUGGCUUGGUAUCCAUUCUUUUCAUCUUUUAUCUUCAUGUACAUUCCUCUUAUAUUUCCCUCUCUUAUUGACAAAUCUUCUAUUUCCUUUAGUUUAUCCUUUUCCCCAUUCCCUCUUUUUCUUCCUACACAUUUUUGUUGCCCACAUAUUAGAAUAGACAUAUUGUUUUUUCAUUAGACACUUUUGUUUCAAAAAGAUUUUUUGGUCUUCCCUUUGAAAAUUUAAAGUAAAAUAAAGCUAAAUUUACUAAUUUAUAUAUUUUUGUUGAAAAAGGGUUGUCUUUUAAUUUAAAAUUCGACCAGAGAUAAUUGCAUAAAUAAAAACAUAUCCAAAUUCAUGAGGUCAGGGCCAACGAAUGGGUGAAUAAAAUUUGUGCACACUUUUUGUCUUCUUCUUAUGGUAUUAUUCCUUUUUUACCCUGUCUGGGGCAAAGGCUGUCCAAAAGAAUUUUCUAUUCAUCACGGCCCUUUGCUUUCCUUUCCAGUUGCUUCCAGGUGUAUCCCAUAUUUUGCAUGUCUGCCUCUAGCUCACGUCUCCAUGUAUUCUUUGGCCUUCCUCUCUUUCUUUUUCCCGGUGGAUUCCAUGUUAGAGACUGUCCGGUGAUGCUAUUUGGGGGUUUUCAGAGAGUAUGCCCUAUCCACCUCCAUCUUCUCUUUAUGAUGUCUUCAUCAAUACACACCUGGUAAGUCCUUUCUAGUAGAUCUUUGUUAGUGAUAGUAUUUGGCCAUUUGAUGUUCAGGAUAUUUCCAAGGUAUGUGUUUAUGAAGGUCUGUACUUUCUGUGUAAUGCUCGCGGUUUUUUUCCAAGUUUCUGCUCCAUAUAGUAGAACUGUUUUGACAUUAAUGUUAAAGAUUCUGACUUUGGUUUGCAGCUUCAGCUCCUUCGACCAUAUUUUCUUUAAUAGCACAAAUGCUGAUCUAGCUUUUCCAAUUCUGGCCCUUACAUCCUCUUCAGAUCUGCUAUUUAUGUCGAUGGUGCUGCCUAAGUAUGUGAAGGACUCCACUUCUUCCAGUGCCUUUCCUGUCAGAGAGAUAUGCUCUUGGUUGGCUGAGGUUAUCUUCAUGAUCUUCCUCUUGCUUUUAUUUAUAUUGAGUCCGAGCUGUGCUGAAAUGGUGGUCACGUCUUUCAUCUUUUCCUGCAUUUUUGCUGGUUGUGGUACAGAAGUGCAAUUGUCAUCUGCAAAGUCUAGGUCAUUCAGUUGUUUGCAGAGUGUCCACUGUAUCCCGUUCCUCUUUUUGUCUGUGGAUUUUUUUCAUUAUCCAGUCAAUGGCAAGGAUGAAUAGAAAGGGGGACAAGAGACAUUGAGACAAAAAUAAAAAGUGUAUCUUGUGCAUCCCAAGAAAUAGUGUGCUCUUUGUUUUUUUAACUCACUCCAGUUUCCACUUUAAAGUCAUCUGUGAGUCUACCUUCGUGGACCACCCUACAUGCCAUUUCUUCAUAAGAACUCUAAAUGAUCCUGACUAGUUUUCCUGAUACUCCAUAGUGCAGAAGAAGUUUCCACAAGGUUUAUCGGUCCAGGCUAUCAAAGGCCUUUUCGCAGUCUAUAAAAUUUAUAUAUAAGCGGGGAGUUCCAUUCAAUGGAUGGUUCUACAAUGAUUCUUAAUGUUGGAAUUUGAUCUGUGCAUGAUCUGUUUCCGCCGAAGCCAGCCUGUUGAUCUCGUAAACUGCAUGUGGACCUGGUCUCUCAUUCUAUUGAAAAUAAUUCUGUUAAAGACCUUUCCUAGUACAGACAGCAGUGUAAUUCCUCUGUAAUUUGCACAAUUGCAAGUCAUAUGCAUCCUCAACGCUUAUGUAAUAUUUGGAUAGCCAUAUAGGUGAGAUGGGGAGGGUGUAUGAAUAUUUUUUAACUUUUAAUUUUUAUUUUGCGUACCGGGUAUGUUAUAUAUGGAUAUCCCAUUGUCCAAACAGCUCUGGCGUUCGAAUUUGGCUACACUGGUGAAUGUGCACAUUGCGUGAUUUUAAUGUUACCAUAAAUGGAAUCGGGGAUACUUUUUGUUUUUGGUACAGUAGUUUCUUUUACUUAAUAUAUAAAACCCGUUUACUCUUACGAUUUUGGCGUACAAUGUAGGAUUUUGAAAGUCUUUUGCGAUUGUACAUCGAAAAUGGAAAUUCCUUUUUUUUUUGUGAACCUGAUUGCAGUCUCUCCCCUUAUUACCAGUUUAUAUGUACGCCGAAACCUGUCAGAACUACCAUUUUAAGAGACUAGGUUGAAAAUAUAUACAUUCUGGUAUUUUUUUCCUGGAUUAAAAAAAAAAAAUAAUAAUUAUUAAAAGGCUGCGACUAUUCGCACCUGAGUACCAGAAGUGAGAGGUUGGGGAAAAAAAACUAUUGAAAAUAUUAUUGCUGGGUUUGUAAGACAAAAUGAGGUAUCAAAUGAAAGAUAAUUGAAUUGACUAUAUGUUUGUAAACUUACCUCUUCAGUUUAACUAAAAUAAACUACCACAAAUGACAUCCGAAUGGGAUUUAGUUUAUAGGUAUCCUCAUUGCGAUUGUGCAAACCUAUUUACAGCUUUCAAACUAAUACGAAUUUUACAAAUAAUCUGUACCUUUGAUAUUGAAACAAGUAAUAAAUAUUUGUAGAAAUAAAGUCACCUGUAAGAAUAUUCCAGAAGAAAAUGAUAUAAUGUAACAUGUUUUCCUCUUAAAAGGAAAAAACAAUGGCACGAUAAUUCAAGAAUUACACAAGAUAUUUUACUACUUUUCACUGGUGUUUUUAAAAGAACAAUCAUGAUAACUGGUACUUACUUGAAGCUUAUAGCAAGGACUUCAUUUCCAUAUAAGUCCUAACAUAAUAUUAUAAUAGAUUUAAUGGCUUUAAUCAGACAGACUUUUAAAGAAAGAAAAAUGUUGUUUGAACUCAAUACAUUUUAAAAAAAAAAGAGAUGCUGAUCAGUAAUUUUAUAAAUUUAAAAAAACUGCUGGCUUAAGAUUUUUGAAGUACUUUUUAAGAAAAAAAUAUGUAGUAAAAUUGUGCUUUCUCCAUGUGAAAACCACUUUAAAUUUCUUUUUCUCUAAACAAAACCUUAAAAAUAAUGGUCAAUUUUAGUCAUUAGAAAGAUGCAACAACACACCAACUUUGAGCUUUGUAUAUUUAAAAUUAAAGACAUUUUUUCCAUCUAAAAAAAUUUUAAAUUAAAACCUUGCUUUUAUUCUUUUGCUGUAUUUACAUAAAAUCCUUUUUCUUUGUCUUCUAUCCUCCGCACUUUAACAGAGUAAUACUUCUAUCUUGUAUGUUACUAUUUUUUUUGUAAUUGUGCCAUGAUUAAGUGUUUUAAUUGAGUUAAAUUGAUUAAAAAUGAUGUGUUUAUACAAUUAUUUUUUCUUAAAUAUUUAUUUUUGCAGUCAAAUGAAAAAAUGGUAAAUAGGAUUCAGCAUGUGAAAAAGUUGAUUAAAAGGUACAAGAGGGAUAAAAGGUAAAGCAUAAAAAUCAUUAAAAUGUUAAAUAACUAGAAUUUUUCAGAAGCACAUAUUUUUGAAUAAUAUUUUUAUAUCUACAAAAAGUUGUUUAGUUCUAUGUGACACAAUAUUUACCAUUAUAAAAUUUUAAGAAUAAUGAAUGUUAUAAACAUUUUGACAAUGUUUCACUAUAAUACAGAUACUUGAGUUCUCGACUUGAUGAGCAUGGUGACAAUUUUAGAGAUGUUCAAGUCCCUCUUAUGUGGGAGGUAGUGUUCAUUCCAUUUUAAAUUUCAAUCUGCUACAGUCUGGUUUACUUGACUGGCUAUUUAUUAGUUUCAUUAUCUCAUGUAAAAUAUGUCAAACUUUUCAAUUUUAAAUUUACGGUUAAGUAAAGCAUACACAUAUUUAAGUUAUAAAUUUAAUUGAAGACCCAUGUAUUUAAUGAUGAAAUAAUAAUAUUUUGCUUAUUUUCUAUUACUUUGAUAAACUGUAAGGCUUCAUUAUAAUGAAAUUAUUAUAUUUAUCUGCGUCAUGUUUUUUCCAGGAGGAUCAGAUGUAUGGCAACAUAAGGACACCUGGAAUGUUUCAAGGCACUGGAUCAGAUUCUGAAACAGAAGGCAGGAGUAGACUAGAACACAAAUCAGCUUUGUCUUCUAUACAACCUCUCCUUCAAGCACAUGGACUUGGGAACAUUGAUGCAAAGGCACGCAAGGUAAAAUUGGAAUCAAUUAAUUACAUGCUAAAAUAAAAGUUCACAGUUAACUUGAAGAAAAUAAAAAGAAACAUGUGUCAAGUGACUUAAAUGUGUUAAUUCUUAAGUCAAAUCACUUUUGCUUAGUCAUGAAUGAAAGAUUGGAGGUUUUCUGACAUUGGUUUUGAAACGUUGUGGAUCAUUGGUAUCAAUUUUAGAAUAGAAUAUAUUUUUGGGUACAAAUUUACAGUAAAAAUGUAAAUAUUAUUCACAUGGAAACAAGAUACAAUUUAUAAUAAAUUGUUAAAUACCUUUUAUACCUUUUGGAGUAAUGCUCUUAAAGAGCAUACACUAUUCAUUUUCAUCUCUAAACUUGUUUUUAUUCUUUAAUCAUAAAAGGAAUAAUUCAAAUCUCAAAUAUUUUAAUUGUAAAGAGUGCACAAAAGGCACUGUUCUGAAAGCUAAAACUCAGCAAAUAUCCUUCAUUUUAAAAUAAUAUUGGAAUCUGAUAUAUAAAAUAAAGAACAGUUCUGAAACUCAAAGAACAAUGGGUAUGCCAGAUCUACAACAAAAAUGAAUAAUUAUCUCUGGUGCAGCAAGUCAUUAAGUUAACGUUACUGCAAUAUUUACAGAAUGAUAUGAGUUGUGUAAUCAAGUCGGUGAUAGAACUCAACUUUCUUUGAUUAUAAAAUAUUUCUUUCUUCAAGGUAGAUUUAUGCUUUAAGCAUUACUUACCAAGUGAUUAACAAAAAGUAAAGACAUAGCGGAACUAGGAGCUUAUUAGCAGUUGUAUCAAUAUUUGGUCAUUCUGAAUUUAUCAACAUUGUAAAUGACAAAAGUAGUAGUAACCUGAAAAUUCAGCCAGAAGAGUAAUAUUGCUUAAGAUUAGUUUUGGGCCUCUUGUGAUUCUAUGGAAACAUAUUGAUUAGAUAGGCAUUAAAUUGUUAAGAUAUGCACCACACCUUCAAAAUGAGGGCUUACUUUUGACACAUCACAUUUUCUGUUGUUGAUAACUUAAAUACAGGUUUUGAUAGCAAACAUUCACUCACUGUGUACAUGCAGGAGAAAAGUAAAAAGUGUAUCUUGUGCAUCCCAAGAAAUAGUGUGCUCUUUGUUUUUUUAACUCUUGAUUACUUGUUUUAAAUGUUAUCAAAUUUUGUUAUUAAAAGUGCUAAUGGAUUAAAUUUCAAUCACUUGGUGUUUUGUUAGAUUAAGACAGAAAAAGAAAAAGACCCAAAUGCGCCAAAGAAACCUGCAAAUGCUUUUCUUAUGUUUUGUACAACGCAGCGCACAUCUCUUCAAGAAGAAUACUUCAAGGUGAGAAAACAAUGUUUGUUAAUAUGGUAUGCAAUUCCACAUGCAAUGCAGGCUAUAGGUUUACUUUUAGAGCAUCACUGAGCAAAAUGAAAUAUGUUUAUUAAUGUUUAGUAUUGAUUGCCUCCAUAUGCAGACAAAAGAAUAUUUUAGGUGCCUUAAUUGGCAAAUGUUGAUUCAUUUCUUUGUUGCUUUAUGUUGUAUUUUUUAAAAAGUAACUCCUUUUGUUAUUCUAGGAGCAUAAUGAAGAGAUUGCCCAUCAUGAACUUACUAAAUCUCUGGCUCAACAAUGGAACACACUUGUUCCUGAGGAGAAACGGGUAAGAUGUUUAAUUAACUUAACUGUUUUGUUUCAUAUUAUAAUAUGUUUACUGUUGAAUAACCUAAAAUUAUAGUAUGAAUUUCAUGCAUUAAGACAGAAAAUUCUGAGUUUUUUUUAAAAAUUAUAAAUUAUAAAGUAAUAUAUUUAGAUACUUUUAAAUUUACUUUCAACUUCUUGACACGUUCGCGGUCGCCCCCCACCCCUCCUCUUUAAAACCUCAUAAUUUAUCAUUAGUUCAUGGUUUGUUCUAACUUUCUACUUUUUGCAGAUUUACUAUGAGAUGUAUGAAAGAGAAAAAGAAAGGUAUGAGCGAGAGAUGCGCAGCUAUAAACCUAAAUUGGAGCCCGGUAGUGAUGCUAAUACCAGCACAACUCUGGAACCAAGCAGCUCCACAAGUGAAGUACUAAAUAUAUCUUUCAAAGAAGAGCUUGAUGUAUAAUUGAAACAAGUUAAUGUUGGACUAUUUUAUUUGAUCUUUAAUUUAUGCUUUAUGAAUGCCAUGAAAGGUUUAUCAAUUGAAAAUAUGAAAGAAUUUUCAGCAUUUUUUUAAUUCUCAAGAACAGGUCAAUAGUGAUCUGUAGGGUCACACUUCAAGCUUUGCUGAUAAAGUAUAAUUUUUUUCAUUUGGCAUUUUAAAUGUAUACAUAUUAUGUUAGAGUGCUGAACAAACUUUUAUAUUUGAAGUUCAAAUUAGGUCAAGUAAUAGUCAUUAUGUAACUAAGUAAAUUUAAAAAAAAAUUAAAUUGCCAAUAGACAAACAGCUGGCAUUUGUUUCCUUGAAUUAUAUCUAGUUAACCAUUACUGUAGACCUGUGAUGAAUUUGUAAAAAGCAUUUCCCAGUGUAAGGACCGUGCUUAUAGACUUAAGUUGUACCCUUUUUACUAGUAGCGAAAUUGGAAAAAGUCAUCAGCUUUCUUUAGUAACUCAAUGUUUUGGAUACAUUUUAAUUUAAAUUAUCUAUACUUUUUUGUGCAAUAAAUUGGGUAAAUUAUGUAAAAAUGUGUAAGACCCCAAAAUUUCACUGCACAAUUAUUAAUACAAGUACCCUAUGAUUAUAAAACAAUUUAAGAGCCCACCAAAAUAUGACAUAAAUGUAAUGUUUUGUUUGUAGGUGUAACAUUUAAGCUACUUCUUUGACAUACAGGUAUGCAGCAAAAAUUGAAUAUUAUAUAGAUGCAUAUUUGGACAGGGUCAAAAUAGUUGUGAUAACUGAAUUUUGAUUCUUGAAUUUGUAAUGUUCCAGCCAUUGUUAAAAGCUUUUGUAGUAAGCAAAUGAAGUCUUGUGAUCAUUAUUGGGUGCCUUCGAUUUAAUUAAUCAUCUGCUUAAUCAUGGCCACUAGCUAUAACAACACUAGGAUGAGUUGUUUUGGGCAAUUUAUGUAUUUAUGAUAGUUGGCAAGGUUUGAGUGUGAAUAGGCGGAAUUUGCUGUCAAAGUCUGCAUUUGGUUAUUCGAUGUUAGUAAUCUACAAUUGACAAUUAAAUAUAUAGGUCUAAUCUUAUUUUUGUGAGCCUUAAAUAGUAUUAAUUUGUUCAAUUUUACAAAUUUCCAUUUUUAGGCCCUUCAUAUGUGUAAAUAAAGCAAAAUACACAUUUAUCAAACAAGGGAAGAUACAGAAAAGCUGUGGUUAAAAAUAAAAUUUUCUCUUAUAAUACUAAGCGAUAAAAAAAAAAGAGAUAAAAUUAAUCACUAGAUAAAAGUCUGUCAAAAUUGUGCGUUUUUAGAAAUCAGUUUUUAUUUGUGCCUUAUUUGAUAAUUGAUGAAUGUCUUUCUUAUGAAAUAAAUUAUUGAAUAAUUUCAAAAGAACAAUUAGAUUGCAUUUUAAACAAUGUAAAUAUGUUCGCAUAUUAUUAUUUUAAUAGAUUAUGCACAAUAAUGAGAAUUCUUAUUAUAAAAGUGUAUUGUUUUUUAAAAUAAAUUAUAAAGACUGCCAGUAUUAGAAUAAAUAUUCAAUAUCUGCAUUUUAAUACACAUUAAUUUAAUAAUUUUAUGCUGUUUAGUUGCUAUGGAUGACAAUAUUUGUUUGUGAAAAUUGUUAAAUAUGUUUCAGCAGGGUGUCUUUUAAUUUAAAAAUAUUGUGUGACUGCUUUAAACAAACUUUAACAGUUUUUGUUAAUUAAACCAAAACAUUUCAAUUAAAUAUUGGAGAAAAUUUUUGUUUCUUCCUGUGAUUAAAUUGUUGCAAGAUAAAUAUACUGGAUCAGUGCACAGCAACCCAAUGCUCCAAGGCCACAUUAAGCUCUGUGAAUUAAGCUCUUUUUAAUCCUUUAUAUUAACUUCGUUUUUGGUUGUGUAUUCAUGGAAAAAAUGUUUCUACGGUUAACUGACCCACUUCCCAUCAUCCUAUCGAGCUGAAAUUGGGUAAAUAGACUCAUUUUGAUGACAACACAAUUAAAUUAUCAGCCCAACCCUAAAAAUCUUUUUUCCUGUA
Messenger RNA from Lymnaea stagnalis (great pond snail), 12512 nucleotides. Lineage: Eukaryota; Metazoa; Mollusca; Gastropoda; Lymnaeidae. The record is from the annotation of a GenBank genome assembly.